Quercus lobata is the source of this 3357-nucleotide messenger RNA. RefSeq names its product asparagine synthetase domain-containing protein 1-like. The transcript is spliced from 15 exons. Bases 971 to 3049 code for a protein of 692 amino acids. Gene Ontology annotation, molecular function: asparagine synthase (glutamine-hydrolyzing) activity. The record is from RefSeq and is a predicted model, not a curated record. NCBI's taxonomy places the organism in Eukaryota, Viridiplantae, Streptophyta, Magnoliopsida, Fagales, Fagaceae.
GGACAGGCUCACCUCCCGUUCAAUGGCCUCCUGUUUUCUCCAUUUUUUAAAUAGAUGAAGGACACGUGUAAGUGAAGCAAUCCAAAGGCUAAAAAAGAACCCACAAAGCAAGUUACUCUCUCUCCGUCUUCCUCUCUCUAAAACUCCAGAACUGAGUAUUUCUCAGUAAAUUGUCUUGUUCCUUCCUUCAUCUUCUACACAAAGAUGGUAAAAAUCCAAAAAGCAGUGCACAAAUCUCCAGUACUACAGCAAUUACUGAAAAAAUCAACUAUCUCCAUUAGUCUCUAUGUCUAGCUCUAUUCAGAGCUGAGCAUCAAACGCUCCAAGAUAAGACCUUACUUGAGAAGAUCGGUGCUUGCCAGAGAAGAAAGGGCGAAAUUGGGACAUUGGAUGAAAUAUUCCAUGGGAUCUCCAACAAGAUCAGGGAAAGGAAAUUGAACCCAAACCUCACCACUCAAUCAUAAAUGGUUCCACAAGAACACCAAAGCAGAUGAAGGGGUUCCAUUGUAAGUAACGAUGCCCAAAAGCCCAAAAAACUGAAUAUAAGAUUCAAACAAAAGGGAAUUUGUCUUUGUGUAGAAGAUGAAGGAAGGAGCAAGUCACAAUUUAAUGAGAAAGAGAAACACCUUUGAUGCUCAGUUCUGGAGUUCUAGAGAGAGUUGAGAGAUAGAGAGAGACGAAGAGAGAAUGAAAGAAAAGUUGCUCUGUGGGUUUUUCUUUUUUUUUUGGCCUUUGGAUUGCUUCACUAACACGUGUCCUUCAUCUAUUUAAAAAAUGGAGAAAACAGGAGAGUAUUGAACGGGAGGUGAGCCUGUCCCUAAUUAUAUAUAACCAUUAUCAUCUCCUGCUAAAACCCUCAAAUACACCAUCGCAAUGAAAACCAAAGGUUUUAGCGUAGGUAGAACCCGCCCACAACAACUCAAAAACCCAGAACUGAGAACUGAAAGCUGAGAGAGAGAGAGAGAGAGAGAUGUGUGGAAUAGCUUUGAUCAUCUCUGGAACUUGUAUUGACUUGUCAUCUCUGCUUCUCGACUCUGUACCUUCAGCCUCCUCUACUUCCAUUGAUGACCAACUGGUAUUCUCGAUAGAUGAUCUUAAAGCAGCUCUAGGGAGGAGGGGUCCUGAUAGCUUGGGUAGCAAGAAGGUUUUCCUUUAUUCAAAGACUUCAAGCUCCAUUGAGGAGCGAGAAAUUGUAUCCUUCACUGGUGGAGAAGAGGCAAAAGAAAGGGACGAGUCCUGUUCACAACGUGUUGAGGAGAAAAAUGAUUGUUGCUUUGAUACACAUGGACAAACUCGUGAGGUAGAGAAUGGUUUUAGCAUGUCCAAUGUUGUGGCAGAACUUCACUUUAUUGGUGCCACAUUACAGCUCCGGGGGAUAAAUCCUAUUGUUCAGCCCUUGAUGGAUACAUAUGGGAAUAUUUUUGUGUAUAAUGGAGAAAUAUUUGGAGGAAUUAACAUUGAUAGUGAUAGCAAUGAUACUGAAAUUCUAAUGCAAGCUCUUGGAAACUGCUGCUCGUGCAAUUCCCAUUUGCACACAAGAACAAGCUACUGUCUUGAAAAAGGAAAAAGUUCUGUUCCAGAGGUUCUCUCUACAAUUAAGGGGCCAUGGGCUGUCAUCUAUUGGCAGGAAAGUUCAAGAACCCUGUGGUUUGGUCGAGAUGCAUUUGGCAGACGGAGCCUUCUUGUUCACUGGCCUACUUUGGAGGACCAUCGGUUCCUGCUAUCUUCUUUAUCACCAUUUUCUUCCACUGAGGAGAGUUCUGGCUUUGAAGCUGAAAAUGAAAUUAACAACCACAAUUUCUGGGAAGAGCUUACAUGUGGGAUAUACAGCAUAUCUUUUGAUGCUCCAAAAUUGGAUGGGUGCCUGGUUGGUAAGGUCAGAAAACAUGAAUGGACAAAUUCCAUGCUAAAAGAACUGAUUGUUUGGGAGAGAACUUCUGUUGAACCAAAACCCGAAGAUUUAUACUCUUCUCAUGGCAAGACUCUUAUGGAGCAACAUGAUGUGCAUUCAGCUUGUUCAAAUAUAUUGCCAUCCAAAUCAGGGCCCAUCCAAGCUUCAAUUUCAGGGAUGGCAGAGACUGUACUGUUUGCUUUAAGGGAAUCUGUGAUGCGGCGCACUUCACUGCAUAGAAUAUUUAAGGCAGUUACUUGUGAUAUAAGACAAGAGGUACUCACACCAGUGGCAGUUCUUUUCUCUGGAGGAUUAGAUUCUAUGAUACUUUCAGCAUUACUAGAUGAAUGCCUUGAUCCCAGCUAUGAGAUUGAUCUACUUAAUGUGAGUUUUGACGGUCAGUCUGCUCCUGAUAGAAUCUCUGCCAAGGCAGGAGUAAUGGAGUUGAGAAGAAUUGCACCCUUGAGAAGGUGGAAACUUGUAGAGAUUGAUGCUGAUUUAUCAACAUUGGACCUUGAAACAAAGCACGUCAUGUCACUAAUAAAUCCUGCAAAUACUUAUAUGGACCUGAAUAUAGGAAUAGCUUUAUGGCUGGCUGCUAGAGGCAGUGGCUGGGUGUAUGAAGGAAAUAACAAUAAUUUUGAUAAGGAUCUUCAGUGCAAUGAACGUGUUAAAUACAAGUCAAAGGCCAGGAUUGUCCUUGUUGGUUCUGGUGCUGAUGAGCAAUGUGCUGGAUAUGGUAGGCAUAAAACAAAAUAUCGAAAGGGAAGUUGGCUUGGGCUACAUGAGGAAAUGAAAUUGGACAUGCAAAGAAUUUGGAAGAGAAACCUAGGAAGAGAUGACAGAUGUAUUGCUGAUAAUGGGAAGGAGGCUAGAUUUCCUUUCUUGGAUGAAGAUGUUAUAAGGACUUUGCUUGAUAUUCCUCUGUGGGAGAUUGCCAACCUUGAUCAACCUAGUGGAAUUGGUGAUAAAAAGAUUCUGAGAGAGGUUGCUCGAUUGCUUGGUUUAUAUGAAGCAGCAGUUCUGCCCAAAAGAGCAAUUCAGUUUGGUUCAAGAAUUGCGAGGGAGUCAAAUCGAAAGAAUUUUGGUAGUAACCGUGCGGCAAAUCAGGCGUCUGCUGGAAGUGCAGUAAUUCAAUUGCCAUCAAACUUGACUUAAUACCGCCCUUGGGUUAAUUCUUCGCAUGUGUUCCUCUCUUUCUUUCUGGAGCUUUGAUCUGCUUCAAUCUGGAGUUCCUGCAUUUUUGGUCUCGGCUCUAUAAAUGAAUGAUGACAAUGAGCCAUCACCAACAUUGUUUUUGUGCACAUGCACACAGAUCUCCGUUCCUCCAGCAUCAUAAAGCACCUUAUUACUUUGUAACUAGAAUUUAAAUGAUUUUGUUGUAUGAAUUGAGAUUCGAGAAGAUUUAGUCUUUUUAAUUGAUCCUGAGUUAUUCUUUAAUUAGAGUUGGAAGAGUCAUUUCACAG